AUGUCUCCCCACAACGAUGCUCCCUCCCCGAGCAGCAGCUACUCUGCCGGGUUCAACCGGGGCCCAUACCGGCCCGUGGUCACCUCGAGCCUUCUGCCGGGCCGGCUGGGCUCGAUGGAGCCGCACUCCCCCAUCAGCAGCUCCUGCAGCACCGCCUCGGACGCCCCAGAUUUGCACAUGACGCGGCCGCUGGUGCCGGGCGUCUACGUGCCGACCAUGUGCUUCUUUGACGAGGCGACCGAGGAUAUCGACACCGACACCAUCGCGCGGCACGCCGUGCGCCUGGCGCGCGCCGGCGUCACGGGCCUCGCCACGCAGGGCUCCAACGGCGAAGCCGUCCACCUUACGCACGCGGAGCGGCAGCUCGUGACGGCCACCACGCGCAAGGCGCUCAACGACGCCGGCUUCGCCCACAUGCCCAUCAUCGUCGGCUGCGGCGCCCAGAGCACGCGCGAGACCAUCCAGCUGUGCCGCGAGGCCUGGGAAGCCGGCGGCGACUACGCGCUGGUGCUGCCGCCGUCCUACUACGCGCCGCUCUUCGCCCCGUCCGCCGAGACAAUCGUCUCCUUCUUCACCGCCGUCGCCGACGCCUCCCCCGUCCCGCUCAUCAUCUACAACUUCCCCGGCGCCGUCAACGGCCUCGACCUGUCGUCCGACACCAUCGUCCGCCUGGCGGCGCACCCCAACAUCGUCGGCGUCAAGCUGACCUGCGGCAACACGGGCAAGCUGAACCGCGUGGCGGCCGCGACCCGUAAGAUGACCACCACCACCACCACCACCACCACCACCAAGGACGCCGACGCCGACGCCCACGACCCAGUCGCCGGGCGACCCGACUUCCUAGUCCUGGCCGGCUCGGCCGACUUCACGCUGCAGUCCCUCGUCGCGGGCGGGCACGGCAUCCUCGCGGGGCUGGCCAACAUCGCGCCGCGGGCGUGCGUGCGCACCAUGGAGCUGUUCCGGCGCGGGCAGGUGGCCGAGGCGCAGGCGCUGCAGGAGGUGGUUGCGCAGGGCGACUGGACGGCCAUCCAGGGCGGCGUGGUGGGCGUCAAGUACGGCUUGCAGGCCUGGAUGGGGUACGGCGGGUAUGCGCGCAGCCCGCUGCCGCGGCCGACGGGCGAGCAGGCGAGGGCUUGGAAGGAGGGGUAUCGGGAGUUGGUUAUGCUGGAGAAGUCGCUUUCUUCUUCUUCUUCUUCUUCUUCUUCUUCUUCUUCAUGA
Messenger RNA from Chaetomium strumarium, 1218 nucleotides. RefSeq lists its product as uncharacterized. The coding region runs from base 1 to 1218 and encodes 405 amino acids. Gene Ontology annotation, molecular function: 4-hydroxy-tetrahydrodipicolinate synthase activity. The transcript has a single exon. The record is from RefSeq and is a predicted model, not a curated record. NCBI's taxonomy places the organism in Eukaryota, Fungi, Ascomycota, Sordariomycetes, Sordariales, Chaetomiaceae.